Molecule: messenger RNA, 3085 nt
Organism: Hypoxylon fragiforme
Lineage: Eukaryota; Fungi; Ascomycota; Sordariomycetes; Xylariales; Hypoxylaceae
Exons: 2
Coding region: 477-2999 (840 amino acids)
Source: RefSeq, a predicted model, not a curated record
UAUCGCUUUCAAGUGACUGGAUUACUUAAUUGCGUAUUGCUGCUGGCUUAGCACCGUGGGCUAUUUUCACCUUGCCGUUCGUUUUGAUCAAAAGAGUUGCAUCAAGUUUGUGUUUGACAACAUUCGCGUUGUUCUAAAUAAAGUGGAGGAGGAUCUCACUGUUUAACCAUCAACGACCUUAGCUGACUCGACUCCGCGCGACAUCCUCGGUCAUCUGCGUCGAAGUCAUUUCUUGUGCCACCCGAACGAAUACGAGGCCACAUAGUUCCCGAUCUCGUUUUCGUUUGAUUCUCUUUCCUACCGACAGGUUAUCGGUUGCCGGCAUUGUAGCGACGCGGACUGUUGAGGGCGAGGGUUAGGAAUUCGCGUAUGCCGUUGAUAAAGCCGGCAAACGCCGUGAAGGAAUUGGGAAGAAUCGGCCGUGUGGAAAGCUGAAAAUUCGUUCUGGGCUUUGCAGGACCCAGAUUUUUAUAUAAAUGAGUCGAUCUCAAAAUGGAAGAAAUAACGACCAACCAUCCGAUUUGGGGGGAUCCGUCAGAAGAGCGCGAGAACAGGCCGAGACGAUUAUAAGAGGUGGAUAUUCGGAGCCUCUGUCAGCAAGGCGUCAUAAUUUACAGAUUCGUGAUGAGCAGGGGCAGAUUGGAAUGGCGAUAUCAAAACCGACACCAGUGGCCCAGUGGCCUCUCCCCGGCCCUAUUUCCGCACCAGCAAUGACCGAUGCCGAGCCGUAUCGACCACCUCCCGGACGAUCACAACCACCGCAACGACCCCCGCGACCUAGCAGGACAUUAUCAAUUCUUGACAGUUCUCGUGUUCAAGACCACACACCUGUGUUCCAGUAUACACCGCAAGAUAUCAGGACAUCAGAGCUUUCGGCACCCGAGACUAUACCGAGUACCUCCUCCAGACGGUCAAAUACUUCUUCAGUCGGGUCCAUUCCCGACUUCCCGUUACCAGUAACCACACCACCUCCACAACAACCUAGGAGAAGUGUCACUUUAGGCCCACCACCAUCUUCGAGAAGAGGGGCCUCUUCAUUUUAUUCCACGGCGUCUUUUGUUUCACCAAUACCAGAGGAGAGCCCGAGGACACGAUCACAUGCUUCUUAUGCAUCUAGCGCCGCGAUACCGGAGAGUUUUGGGAGUCUCACGCCAGGAUAUAGCCCAAAUUCUCUAUAUGUUGACGAUACGAUAGCAGAAGAGUCCAUCGCCAGCGACGACGAGAGCCGCCUAGUAAGGAAUGCAAGUAUAGGGAAGAGGGGGAAACCAUCUUUGGUAACCACAUCUGGUCCCGAAAAGAAGGAUGGAUUCUUAAGGCCGGGGCCAAGCCCAGUCCCGGGCGGACCAUUUCGAGACGGCACCGGCUACCUCGAGGCUUCAUCAAGCUCAUCUGGAAACGGUUCACGGGAGGCAGUUGGAGCUGCCGUCACCCCAGAAAGCAUGCUAAAUGCAUUUGAGGGCGCGAGUGCCACGGAUCCUUCAUCAUUACGAAAAGCUACCCCUUCACCAAGGCCAUACAGAUUUUCCGCCAUACGGAGACCGCCACGCCUAGACAUAGACGCAGUGAGGAAGGCUGAGCAGAGAGGGAGCUUGACGAGUCUACCGGAUUUAAUUCGACGGGCAACCAGAUUGGCAGCUUUAAUGGACAGAGGGCGCAGACCCGCUAGUCGGUUCGACGAGUUAGACUUCCCGGAAGAAGUCUACAAUAACGAAUCCGAGAAGGAAUAUUCUUAUGAUAUGAGGCAUCAGUCCGGGUUGUCGGGUAUGCUCGCAGCAUUCCCGCCCCCGGGAAGUCGGAAUGAUGCACGCAAAAGUAGGGCUUCGACGUCUUGGCCUCUAACACGAAUGUCAUUUCGAGGGCCUCCAGCAGAAUCGGAUCGAUCACUCGAGCCGGAAACAGAGUCGCAGAAAAAGAAGCGCCGUUGUUGUGGAUUGCCGAUAUGCACCUUUUUCGUAUUGGCUCUUAUUUUGCUGUGUAUUAUUACAGCCGCCGUCGUGGUCCCGGUUAAGUUCCUCGUUAUUGAUAAGGCGGCUCAGAGCAAUAGGGCAGCACAAGAGACUGCGAAUGAGUGUGAGACACAAUUAGUAUGUGCCAAUGGGGGUACCAAUGUUCAGCUUAAUGGAACUUGUUCGUGCAUUUGCUCGAAUGGUUUCACGGGUGUGGAUUGCACUAUUCCUACUUCGCAAGGUUGCACUACGACUUCGAUCAGCAUGGCCACUACUAGCAUCAGCAAUGUCACCAUCGGCCAGGCGAUACCCCGACUCAUAAGAGAUGCCCAGGCCAAUUUCUCAAUCCCCCUUGUCGCCACCGAGAUACAAUCCAAGUUCAACAAGGAAAACCUCUCUUGUGUUAUUGAGAAUGCGUUGGUUACUUUUGAUGGGCAAUUCCUGCAAGCACAGAAAGCUCUGUCUGAGGUUUCAAAUCUCGAUACCGAUCAAGAUCUUGUGAAGGCCGGCGUAGUUGGGAAUGAGGUUCCGAUCACACUAAGUGUGCUUCCGGACGUGGACAUUACCGUGACAGUUCAGAACCCGGCCGGUACUGGUGCAUUUUCUGGGAGCUUUGUGGUAACCACGCUGACUUCCCCAACAACAAUUUCCGGCUCUACGAUAUUUGCCACCACCAUCACAGAUAGUAACUCUAAGCGAGCAACACCUACACCCAUGCCCACAACGGCGCCAGCAUCGACAUCCACUACUCGGAGCCGCACAACUAGUGCAACUACGACGGCUGCCACGGCUACGCCAUCAGCGAGCUUUGAUGUCAGCACUGAGAUUGUCGACUUUGCCCGCGUGGCAGUGCUGUAUAUUUUCCAAGAACAGACCUUGGACGAUGCCUCGAAUGCUCAGACCUCGAUUCAGAAUUUCUUUCGCGAUGUGGGAUCUGGGCAGAAUACCACAUCUGCCAUGAAUGUCACGCUGGGUGGGGGAAACACGAUUGAUUUCGUGGACUUGUCCGUCGAUAUAGGUGACGGACAAAAAGUCGGUGGUCGAGGCGGGUGAGGGACUCGAAGCGGGUAAUUGUGACGCAUUUCCAUAUCUCGAAUGACGUAUCGAAAGAACGUGUCGAACAGAACGGAAUAAUGCAA